Danio rerio (zebrafish) is the source of this 1537-nucleotide messenger RNA. It is a transcript of the gene mpv17l2, whose product is annotated as MPV17 mitochondrial inner membrane protein like 2. The record is from RefSeq and is marked provisional. NCBI's taxonomy places the organism in Eukaryota, Metazoa, Chordata, Actinopteri, Cypriniformes, Danionidae. Gene Ontology annotation, cellular component: cytoplasm; membrane; mitochondrial inner membrane.
AUUACGCAUGGUCUCGUCGCCGACUCAUGUUGGCUGCUCCGUCUUUCGGUUACAUGAAUGAAAUCUCAGUUAAACAUGUAAAAUCUCUUGGACAAUCUAAACUACCCGCUGCGGAAGAAACUACGAUAAGAAGCCAUUCUCGCAUAUCGAAACGACACCGGUUUAACGCAUCUAUCUGAAGUAUUACGGAUGCAUUGGUUAAGUUACAUCACUUGUCAGUAUUUAGACAUUUUAUUAGCAUAUGUUAUGAGAUUUACUCCGGAGUAAAGGCACAGAAGUGGCGAAUGAGGAGCAGAGGCGCUGCUCGAGCAAACAGCUGAGAGGAUUUUGAGUGAAAUCGUCGUCAACAUGAUAUCUCGUCAGGGUAAGGAGUUUCUGGUCAGGAUCGCCGGUUACUGGAAGCCGCUUUUCAGAGGCAGAUUUCUGAUCGUCACCAAUACGGUAAGCUGCGGGGGAAUGCUGGCGGCAGGAGACCUCAUCCAGCAGACCCGAGAGAUCCGGAGGACACCCGGCCGAACACGUGACUGGUCGCGGACAGGUUGUAUGUUUGCUGUGGGAUGCUCUAUGGGCCCCUUCAUGCACUAUUGGUACCAGUGGCUCGACAAAUACUUCAUUGGCAAUGGCAUAAAUAAUGUCUGCAAGAAAGUGCUCGUUGAUCAGCUGGUUGCGUCGCCAACGUUGGGGGCCUGGUACUUUUUGGGUAUGGGAAUGAUGGAGGGUCACACUUUCAUUGAGGCGCAACAGGAAUUUAGAGACAAAUUUUGGGAGUUUUACAAGGCCGAUUGGUGUGUUUGGCCAGCAGCUCAGAUGAUAAAUUUCUACUUCCUGCCACCCAAGUUUCGUGUCCUUUAUGUGAAUAUAGUUACUCUGGGAUGGGACACUUACCUCUCCUACCUCAAACACAGAGACACAGUAGAGGUCACAAAAGAAGCUGACGGAACCGCCUGAAGAUGUCUGACCAGCAUUAAACACACACAUUUAAAUAAAUGUUAUUCUGGAGACUGUUAAUCGACAGCUUACUGUCUGUAAAUUUCUUAUAACAGAUUAAAUCCUGUAAAUAUUGGUAGAUUGCACAUUUUGCUUUAUAUUUGUUUUUAAAUUAUACAGUGUAUUGAAACAUUUUAAAACAAAUGUAAUUGUCCAAAAUCUGUGUAUUUGUGACAUACGCUGGGCAAUUUUAAAAAAAAUAAAUCAUUCUGUUUACUUUAUAUACACAUGAUUUUAUAGUAGAACGUUUUUUAGUUCUUUUACUAUAAAUACUGAUGUUUUCAGUUUGGUCAAGCAUGUUUAUAAUCAAAAUAAUGCCAAAAUUAUUUUCCUAUAUAUAUUUGAGAAAUGCUUUAUGUAACAUAAAUGACAUAGACAGUAAUCUUACUGUUGAUUGUUGCUAUUAUGAUGUUCAAGAAUUGCCUUUACAUGCAAAUUUUUUCCUAGUAAUAUAAUUUUUUGAUGAUUAAUGUAUCUAGUGCUUUUGAUUUUUGACUACUUGGAUUUGUUUAUUUAAUGGAAGGAAAUAAACAUUUUUUCGUGCGUGUGA